This is a messenger RNA of Hirsutella rhossiliensis, 1047 nucleotides long. RefSeq lists its product as uncharacterized. Lineage: Eukaryota; Fungi; Ascomycota; Sordariomycetes; Hypocreales; Ophiocordycipitaceae. The transcript is spliced from 4 exons. The coding region runs from base 1 to 1047 and encodes 348 amino acids. The record is from RefSeq and is a predicted model, not a curated record.
AUGAUGGACUAUAUGCUCUACAAGGCUAAGGGGGCAUCAUAUGAGGACUUGGUGAAGAAUCCCAAGGUCGCCAAAAACAUCUCCAAGCAGGAUAUUGAAAAGGACGACAUGAACAAGGCCCCCUUUUUCGACACUUGGGGGUCCAAGACCGGGCGCUGCACUUCUUUCGCAGUCAAGAUCACCGCGGAACUUGUGAAAGCCAAUCCGGGCGUGUUCGACUUCAAAGUCUACGAUCUCAAGGGCCACCGAGUCGCUCGUUGCAUCAAGACUGGCGUCCUGAUCGACUCCAGCUCGUGGGUUGGUGCCUUUAUUUUGAAAGAAGGCGAAUGGAAAACCUUCCAGGACGGCGCUACGACUGCGAAGUGGAAGUGGGUCAACAAUGAGUCCAAGUUUAAGACAGACGGCAAAGAGAAAUCUUCGUCGACUGUCAUCACAUCAAGAGAGGCAAUGGCAAUUUGCCUGACAGAAGUGGCAGAAAGGCCGAUUGUUCUUACCUUGUUCCGGUCCUUUUCCAAUGAAAAGACAGGUUACCACGGUAUGUUUUCCUGGGUGUUUAACAAAAAACGCCUAGAGAUGACGCCUGAUCUCGAGAAGAGAAAGUCCAAGCUUGUUAUCACUUGGGACGGAAAAGGCACCGAGGAGGAUAAUAAGGCAUGCGUGGACAAUUUCGCCCAGUUUGUCAUGAACUACGGAGGCCCGCACUGGGAACAGCAAUUCAAAGCAACCGGCAUUAUGCAAGUCAACGAAAAAAUCUGGAAUGCAGCUAACAUAGUAUGGGGGGCCUAUCCAAAAUACAGCGUAGAAGGCACCGAACUUCCGAUCCGCGAUGUGGAGCGUGCUGUGGAGCUCGAAGAGCCGCUCAACGACCAACCUACGCAGCAAGAGCAGGAGAUUCUACCUGUGCCGCCGCCGCCGCAGCAGCCAUACGACUCCGUGGAGGCACUGUAUAAUGACCUUCAGCAAUUCCAACGCGAGAACGGCGCCGCGAUCGUUAGGAGUUCGUCUAACAAGAAAUACACGAUUAACGGGCGCGAGGUCAACACGUAG